GGUGCCGGUCGAAGCGAAAGGGAGGGGGUGACGGAGAGUGGGAGCGAUGGGGGAGGGGUUUUUAUGAAAAACAUUUCGAUAAAAAAACAGAAAACAAGGAUCGAAAGCGCCGAGGUGGUGGGGAUAUAAAUAAAUAAGAAGUCGACCCAGAAUGAAUAAAUAAAUCCGGCGACGGAUCGAGGAAGGCCAAGAAAAGGGCGCAGCGUCGAAAGUUCGAGAAGGAGCGUCGUUUCCGUUGGAAGUUUUUUGGAAAAAAACACACAACGGUCGCGGCUUUCGGUUUAUUUGGGGAAAAAGGAAACUCACGGCGAUGAGCGGCCCCGGGGCCAAGUUGCCGCGUCUUGAGGCGCCGGGGCGCGGGGACGAACCGUCGUCGGCGGCCGCGGCGACGACGUUGGGCGCCAAGCCGUCGGCCGUGCAGCUGCCCGCGCAUGCGCCGCCCGUCGCCGUGGCGACCGUCGCCCGGGCGACCCCGGCCGCCGGGGAGACGCAGCGCGCGCUGGAGGCGGUGGACGCGUGCCAGCGCGAGCUCGAGGCGCUGAGCGAGCGCGCGGGCGAGGAGAUCCUGCGGGUCGAGCGCAAGUACGGCGAGCUGCGGCGGCCGCACUUCGAGCGCCGCAACCGGCUGAUCGAGGACAUCCCCGGCUUCUGGGUCACCGCCUUCCUCAACCACCCGCAGCUCUCGGCUCUCAUCGAUGAGAAUGACGAGGAGGCAUUUAAUUACAUGAUGAGGCUGGAGGUCGAAGAAUUUGAAGACAUCAAGUCGGGCUACAGAAUUAAGUUCCACUUCGGCGAGAACCCUUACUUUGAGAACAACCUCAUCAUCAAAGAAUUCCACCUGGGAACUGGAGGGAAGCCUGUGUCCCAGUCCACCCCCAUCAAAUGGAAGAAGGGCAUGGACCUGACAGCAUUGAGUAAAAGCCUGGAUGAAAAAGGACGCAAGCGAGGCCAUCGCAGUUUCUUCUCCUGGUUCACGGAGCACCGGAACCCCACCACUGAUGAGAUUGCUGAGGUACUAAAGGAUGAUAUGUGGCCAAACCCUCUGCAAUACUUCCUGAUCGCUGAGAGCGAGAGUGGGGAAAACGGACUGGAUGACAGUGAUGAAGAGAAUGGGGAUGACUCAGUGGUCAUUGUGGAUGAGGACGAAGAUGAGGAAGAGGACGAUGAAGAUGAUGAUGACGUGCAGGAGAUAGUGGACGAGGACGAUGAUGACGAGGAGGAUGGGUCGGACGAUGAGGGCGAUGACGAUGUGCAGGAGAUUGAUGAUGGGGAGGAGGUCGAAGAGGAAGGAGUCGAGGUGGAGGAGGGGGAGGAAGAUGACAGCAGACCAACAGAAGGGGGCAACGGUUAAAGCAUUCCCUGUUCUGCCACCCACUUCCACUCCCCCACCCCUGAAACAAAAUUUGUGAAUAAAACGGGUGCAUUUGCUGGUGUAUGAGUGAGAGUGAGUGAGUGAAUGAAUGAACGUGUGAGACAGCGAGCGAGUGAAUGCCUGUGUCUACACCCCCAUCCUGGCGAAGGAGCAACCGAGCAACCCCUUGGGUAUUCAGUGCUUGGCCUAACCCCACCACCCCCCUCAAUUAAUAAUGUCACCUCCCAGCUUGGCCGUCUGGGAUUCCCAACCCACCCCCAGCCAGCUGCAACAGUGCUUGUCCCAGCACUGUGCCUGUUCUGUCCCAAAGAACAGGCACCAAGAUGCCUUCAACUGUGCCCCACCAGGAUGCCCUGCUGCACUGAAGUUCGGUGGGGUGUAACUGGAUUAGCGAUUGUCCAAAUGGAGACCUGUUGGCAGCCUUUGGUGGGGAAGCAGGGAAAGAGAGGGAGAGGUGGGGACCCUCUUGGAAUCAGAAAGCCAGCUCCCUGCCCACCUCUUCGCCCUGAGAGACAGCUUUCAACUGUCUGCAGCUUCGGCUUCGGUCAGCACUGCAUGACAGGGCAACAGUUUUUGUCCUCCCCUCUUGUCUGACGUAUCACUGUAGCCCACUUUGUUCGGGCCCAUGGGAUUGCUCCUGUUGUGUGUGUCCGUGUCCGUGUGUGUGUGUCCGUGUGUGUGUGUCCGUGUGUGUGUGUCCGUGUGUGUGUGUGUGUGUGUGUCUGUUUUCAUUGCAACAUUUUUUCUACAAAGUGUAUGUAUGUAUGUAUGUAUAUAAAUGCCAGUAGAUAGGACUCAGAGCCUGCAUUUUCCUGCCUGUUGCCUCCUAGGCAUCCUCCCCACCUGCCCCACCAAACUAGGACACAUCACUGAGGUCAGCCCCCUCAGGAGGGCUGUUACUGCACUAGGCAAAUGGGACACAUAACAAGGAGAUACAAAGUGUUUGACAGUGUAGAAGAAGUUUUACUUGGUACCUAGCCCCCUAUCUCUGGGACUGUUUGAUUGGGGCGGGGUGGUGGAGAGACAGUGUAGGGGAAGCCUUACCCUGUAUCUGACCACGUGCUAUCCCUGUCCCUGGGAGUGUUUGAAGAGGGGGGUGUGGGCAGUGUAGGGGAGCUUCGCCCUGUAUCUAACCCUCUCAAUUGCCUAGGAUUGGGUGUUUGUGGGGGAGGUGAAAGGACAUGGGGAACAGUCUUGCACAUUUGGGGGUUCAGUGCGGGGGCUGGGGGGGUGUUGUCUGACAGCCAGAUGGGGCCGGUACCCGUGGGCCGUGACUGUGAAUGGUACUGCACUGCAGUGGCAAGGUAGAGAGGUGUCCACCCAUUGCUGAGCCCCUCUCCAAGAGCCGAUUCUACGCCCCGAGGGUCCCCUGCCACUUGCUGUGGGAUUAGGGGAUACUGAAUUUUCUAUUGCCCGCUAUGCCUUUUUUAAAAAAGAAAAAGAUUUGUUAGGAUCUCUGUUCCUCCUGGUUCAAGUCGGGAGCUUGGUUUGAGGUGACUGACUGGACCCUGGGCUCAAGCCUGUGGGUCUGUGUACGGCGUGCCUGUGCCUGUGUGUGUAUAAACACUUGGAGUGCUAUUCCCAAGUAGCAAUAACGGUGACGUUUACAAAGUACGCACCGCGGGAGAGGUGUUGGGAUGUCACAGAGGGUCUCUGAGCUCUUGGUGCCCACCAUCUCCCCCUCCCUCUUGUUUGAGAUGCCAACCUGUACCCUCUUUUAUAUUGCCCUGUCCUGCGGCGUUUUUGUUGUACUCUGUCUCUCUUUUAGACAAUGCUUUUAAACGACAGGCCUGUGCUUGAUUUUAUAAUUAUUAUCAUUGAUCUUCCUCUCUCUUUUUUUCUGUUGAAGAUGUAAGAAGGAAGGAGCCCCUAGCAGUUUACGAUGUAAUUAAUAAUAUUGCCUCAUUUUCUUUGCUUUGGAGUCCAGUUAAUUUUCAGGAGGUUGGAGAUUUUAUCUGUUGAGUCAAAAGCACUGUAAGUCAGCUUCCUAUUUUAAUAAAUGCUGUUUGGUCUCAUA
Stegostoma tigrinum is the source of this 3389-nucleotide messenger RNA. RefSeq names its product protein SET-like. The transcript is spliced from 7 exons. Gene Ontology annotation, molecular function: chromatin binding; histone binding. The coding region runs from base 311 to 1351 and encodes 346 amino acids. Gene Ontology annotation, biological process: nucleosome assembly. Lineage: Eukaryota; Metazoa; Chordata; Chondrichthyes; Orectolobiformes; Stegostomatidae. The record is from RefSeq and is a predicted model, not a curated record. Gene Ontology annotation, cellular component: nucleus; chromatin.